AUGGUUUUUUUUAUUAUCGGUUUAGGACUUGGUGAUCAUUUAGAUAUUACUGUUAAAGGAUUAGAAGUAGAUUAUAAAUAUUAAUUAGGCUGUAAAAACAUGCAAGGAGAUUUAUUUAGAAAGUUACACAUCUAUUCUAGGAAUUAAUAGGUAAAAACUAUAAGAAUUUUAUGGAAAAGAAGUUAUUGAAGCAGAUAGAGAGUGUUGUGAAACUGGAAUAGAUUAAAUACUUGAAAAUGUUUGUGCAGAUCCUUAAAAUAAUUAUGCAUUUUUAGUUGUAGGAGAUCCUUUUUGUGCUACUACACAUACAGAUCUCUUUUUAAGAGCAGUAAAAUUAGGAAUAAAAGUAGAAGUGAUUCAUAAUGCAUCUAUAAUUAAUGCUAUUGGUUGCACAGGUUUAUAAGUUUAUAGAUUUGGANCUAGAAAAUGA
Molecule: messenger RNA, 430 nt
Organism: Paramecium pentaurelia
Lineage: Eukaryota; Ciliophora; Oligohymenophorea; Peniculida; Parameciidae
Source: the annotation of a GenBank genome assembly